This is a messenger RNA of Prorocentrum cordatum, 1419 nucleotides long. The record is from the annotation of a GenBank genome assembly. NCBI's taxonomy places the organism in Eukaryota, Dinophyceae, Prorocentrales, Prorocentraceae.
AUGAUGUGGCACGUCAAGUCCCACAGGCUGGCCCUCCCGAUCGACUACUUUCUGACCUCGGCGGUCGUUGCCGAGGGCGGCAUGCGGCUCCAUGGCCCAGACCCGCGAGGCCCAGUCGAGAGGAUGACCAGUAACUCUCUGGAGGCCAUUACGACCAUGGUGGAGAUCGCGGAGUUCUUCGCGUUCGAGGCGGGCAGGACGCUGCUGAGCCACGGCGACGUCGGCCACUACUUCUUCGUGGUCCACGAGGGCGUCCUGCAGGUCACCCCGUCGGUCGGCCACGCGUCGCCGCUGAAGAGCUCGCCCGGCGGAGGCACCAGGUUGCUAACGUCGGGCGACUGCCACGGCGGCAGCGCGGUGCUCUUCAGCGGCUCGCAGAGCGAGACUGUUGUAGCUACGGAGGCGUCGGGGGUAUGGGGCAUCCGCGGGGACACGUUCCGCAAGGUGCUGAGCGAUGACGCCAUGCAGCACUACGAGAAGAACUACGGUUUCCUCGACUCCAUCAGGCUCUUCGACGGCUUCUCCGCCAGGCAGAAGCAGCAGCUGGGGAAGCUGGCGCUCUUCAGCGAGGUGCACGAGGCGGGCUCGCUGGUGCAACUCCAGGGGGAGGAAGUCCGCGCGAUACGGUUCGUCAAGGAGGGCGCGCUCAGCGUCUUCAGUGGCCUGGAGGUGGACGACGCAGGGUGCGCCGUGCCGGGCAGCGGCAGCAGGGUGUCGCGUCUCAGCCCGGGGGACUCCUUCGGCAAGAGCGCGGCGCUGUACGGAAUGGGCGACAGCAGGAUCUCCGUGUUGUGCGACGCCCGCUCCGAGCUCCUCUGCAUCGGCGUCGGCGAGCUGCGGCAGGUCCUUGGCGCAGACCUCUCGAGGGCGCUGGAGCGCAGCUUCGUGCUCGCGUGCGUCGAGAAGUCGCCCUUCCUGUCGCAGUUCACGCUGCCGCAGAGGCGCCGCAUCGCCGAGGCCAUGGUCAUCAAAGACUACCAAGCUUCCCAGAAGCUGGACGUGGGUGGCUUGGAGGGCUUCAUAAUCCUCCUCAGCGGCGACAUAUCCGGCACGGACGAAGGCAGCGACCUACACCUGGACCGCGGACAGGUCCGCGAGAGCUUCAACAUGGGCGAAUACCUGGACGACUUCCCCAGGGAACGGUCGCACUCCAGCGACUCGCUGCCCGACACGCCGAAGCGGUCAUCCAUCCCGCUCCCGAGCUUCGGGCUGCUCAUGAAGGAGGAGAUCGACGCCCUCGCCUCGGACCGGGGCGGCGAGGGCGGCUCGCUGCGCGCGGGGCCGCAGGGAGCGCGGAUAGCCACGAUCACGGAGAAGGAGCUGAUGAGCGUGCUGAGGGAGCUCGGCAUGUGCUCCAUCUGGGAGGGCAGCAGCCGCGAGGCCAUGGAGCACGCUCGCCGAGUCCAGGCCGUGCAGAAG